AUACUAUGAUUGUUCAGAGGGAAGGUAUCCGUAACAGUGUAACCCUUUUUAUAUGACUAAGAAGGGGGUCCAAAAAAAAUGUCGAGCGGCAGUGCACUUAGUAACUAUUAUGUGGACUCUAUAAUAGGACACGAAGCCGAAGAGGUGUACGGAGCUCGCUUCGUCCCGGGCUCGCACGCCUCCGCCUCCAGGCCGUCAGGUGUGGGCGAUAAUGCGGAUUUUUCCUCCUGCAGUUACGCGUCAAAGUCCGCCGUCUUCCCCGCCUCCUGGUCCUCGGUCCACCCGCCGUCCACGGCCGCCGUGUCCGGGAUUUACCACCCCUACGUGCACCAGUCCCACCUCUCAGGGCCAGACAGCAGAUACGUGCGCUCCUGGAUAGAGCCCAUAUCCAGCUCGGUGUCCUUCUCCGGGCUCCAUUCGAGCGGUCGCCACUACGGCACCAAAGCCCAAAGUUCACCUCCGAAGCGCAGCGAGUGUCCCGGGUUCGAGGCGCACACCCCGGCGCUGGCGGACUAUAUGUGCGGAGCGGCAGCGGACAGUAAAGACAAAGCGAGCAAAGAAGCGGGCGGCAGCGACAUUUUGCCUCAAAGCGACUCCAGAGAGGAGGAGAAGGAGCAGCAGCAGCAGCAGCAGCAACUUGACCCAGGCAACCCGGCUGCAAACUGGAUUCACGCCCGUUCCACCAGGAAGAAGAGGUGUCCCUACACAAAAUUUCAGACACUGGAACUGGAGAAGGAAUUCCUCUAUAAUAUGUAUCUGACAAGGGAUCGUCGUUACGAAGUUGCUAGAAUUCUCAAUUUAACCGAGAGGCAGGUCAAGAUUUGGUUCCAAAACAGAAGGAUGAAGAUGAAGAAGAUGACGAGGGAGAGGGGCAAUAAGGAUCAACAGUGACUUUCCCUGGACUGGAAGUGCAAGAACUGAACUAUUUAGAGUCUCCCUUUUCAUUGUGUAUAUGGUGUCAAGUCAUGUGCUAGAAUAAAACUUUGAUAGGAGCCUGUGUAUCAAGUAUAACUGUUUAGUUUUCAUCUCGAAGUGUUCAUUUAAUGGAGCGCUCUGCGUAUUUCUUUUAUUGCCUUAAAAAUAAAAAAAAAAUGCAGUCUUAAAUGAAUA
This is a messenger RNA of Scleropages formosus (Asian bonytongue), 1110 nucleotides long. RefSeq names its product homeobox D9a (gene hoxd9a). Gene Ontology annotation, molecular function: RNA polymerase II cis-regulatory region sequence-specific DNA binding; DNA-binding transcription factor activity, RNA polymerase II-specific. Lineage: Eukaryota; Metazoa; Chordata; Actinopteri; Osteoglossiformes; Osteoglossidae. The transcript has 2 exons. Gene Ontology annotation, biological process: anterior/posterior pattern specification; embryonic skeletal system morphogenesis; regulation of transcription by RNA polymerase II. The record is from RefSeq and is a predicted model, not a curated record. Gene Ontology annotation, cellular component: nucleus. Bases 79 to 891 code for a protein of 270 amino acids.